AUGCUCAUAAAAGGUUCCGCUUCCAGGUACUCGCAGGCUAACAACCUCGUCUCCUUCGCAUCGGGCACAGCCGUGACAUACCCUACUGGUCCUGGGGCCUAUGCCUCUGACCAUCCUGAGAUCGGAGAGCCCUUGCCUAUGAUUGACCAGACGUUUGCGAAUUUCUUCUUGGACUUACAAGACGACUCGGACUACACGAAGCUCCAUCGAGCUGUCAACAACGAACAAGCAGACGAGGUGAAAGCCUUGCUGAGCCGAGGUGCACCGAUUGAUGCUCAGGAUCGGAAGGGCAACUUGCCAGUGCAUUACACUGCUGAGCAUCAAAACGUGGAGAUUUUUAAAAUUCUACUCGGCUAUCGCGUGGAGAGAGUCGAGCCCAUGGUCAAGCAGGAUCUUGCUCGACUCACCCUUGACCAUCGAAAUGCGGACGGAAAUACCCCACUGCAUCUGGCCAUUUCAGCAAGAAGUUUAAACCAGGAUCAUCAAAGGAGCUUUGUGACCCAACUUCUGGGGGCCGGGGCCAAUCCUCAUAUCCCCAAUAACCUUGGCGUGACUCCGAUACACAUGGCUGUGGAACUCGUCUCACCGACCAUGAGCUGGAAUCAUGGACGUCACGUUGUCAAGAUGCUGACGGCCAAGGCUGCCGAUCUCACAACCGAGAAGAAAACAUCCCUGUUCAAGCUCUUCCUCGCAAAUUCAUACAAUGCUUGGGCUGACGUUAACAGUCACCUCAACGCAUUGUUCAGGACCUUUUUAGGCAAUGGUGCUGACCCGGAUGUGACGAUAGGACCGAACUCUCAGCGUCUAUUGACAUACUUCCUGCACUACUGCUAUAAGACUCGCUCUGCCUCCCGGAAAUGUGACACCCGGCUUGCCACGUUGAUAUGUAAGAAAUUAGAUGUCGCGAGAGUCAACAGCAUAGGCGAGACAUGUGUCCAUCAGCUCAUUAGGUUCCUGGGUGCUUGGUACUAUGAUCCUUCAGUAUACGAAUUACUCCAGAUCGUGGUGGAAAGGGGAGCGGAUGUCAACCAUCUCAACAUGGCCCGGCAGUCACCUCUGAUGCUGCUCUUGGAGAGAAGGCAACUUGUGGACGACGUCUACACGGUGUUGGCAUUCCUUCUCAGUCGCGGAGCAAAUCCACUGAUCCCCGAUGCGGCUGGGAACUUUCCGAUAUAUGUGGCUGUUCGAAACAAUCCCUGGCUGGGAUCCAAGCUUGCGAAAAUGAUCCUCCACGUGGACAAUGGAUUAGACACAAUCGUCCCCUGGCAGUUUACCUGGUGGCAAUCGUGGAUGCACGCUAUCGCCUCAGAAGAUUGGGGCACGUCGGUAACGAUGCUUCAACAGGCUCGCCACUCACCACCACCGGACAUUCAGGCCCUACUAUACUGUCUGGCGUUGGCCGUUCUCGCCGAAAAACAUCUGCGUCGAGCAAAAGACUGGUAUCAGAACAGUGAGAAAAGUCCUGAGCAACAGAACCAACACCGGACGACUGUGCGAAAUAUACUCCUGAAGAGCCGGGGGCUGGAUAUUGAUCCGGACUGGUUCCUAUACCUGCUGAAAUUAUAG
This is a messenger RNA of Aspergillus pseudoviridinutans, 1566 nucleotides long. RefSeq names its product ankyrin repeat protein. The transcript has a single exon. Gene Ontology annotation, molecular function: protein binding. Lineage: Eukaryota; Fungi; Ascomycota; Eurotiomycetes; Eurotiales; Aspergillaceae. The coding region runs from base 1 to 1566 and encodes 521 amino acids. The record is from RefSeq and is a predicted model, not a curated record.